This is a messenger RNA of Phycodurus eques (leafy seadragon), 4753 nucleotides long. It is a transcript of the gene meak7, whose product is annotated as MTOR associated protein, eak-7 homolog. The record is from RefSeq and is a predicted model, not a curated record. Gene Ontology annotation, biological process: TOR signaling. Lineage: Eukaryota; Metazoa; Chordata; Actinopteri; Syngnathiformes; Syngnathidae.
AAUUAUUUGCCCUUCCUCGCCCGUGACAAUAAAUAAAAAGAUGUCGAAUGUUUGAUAUUCGGCUGACAUUCACUUCUCGCACGCUCGUACUCGGCCUCAUUACUUCUUCGACUUUUAUCACACGUGUCGUACGUGGAGGACAAUUUCAGAAACUAGCUGUAAAAAAUAAUAAUAAUAACAACAAGCUGCUGAAUUUGGUGCCACUGCAAAGGAAUAUGGAAUAACAGCAAUAACGGCGCUUGAUUCUACUUUUCGCUGACAGUCUGUGUUAGGGACAGUCUCCAAAUGACACAUCCUAGGGUGACAAAUGUGUAACAAAUCACCGUAUAGCAAAUAAAAGGUGUUUGUUUUUUUCCAUUCUGUUUGCUGUAAAGGGUGGCAAUGGGAGUCCACUAUUUACUAAAGGUCAAACUUUGCUGACAUAUUGCAUUAUGGCUAAAAUGUGUGCAAUUAAUUAGCAAAAAUAUUUACUAAAAAUCAAUGAAAACACUUUUUCUCAUUCCGAUUGCUGUAAAGUCAGCAGGACAGAAAAGGGUUUUGGGUAAUAGACCGAGGGACAGAAUGGACAAAGGGAACAGGUGUGCAAAGCACAGCAGAACAAUAGUUAGUUUAGAAAUUUGACUAUUAAUAACAUUACAAAGUCAAAUCAUCUUCUUAUAUGCGAACGGGGAGUACACCCGGUGAAGGUAUGCAACAGCUAACCAAUAGGACAAGAUGAGAGAGGACAGAAAAGGACAGGACAGAAUGUGGGAAAUGAGCAAGACAGUGCUACGACAGUGCUACGCAUGUGUGGCGCGGUGGGAUUCAUUUUUGUGUCUAAACACCUGGAAGAACCUGUGAGUUGACAUCGUAAUAUAACCUGUGUUAUUAUUAGUUAUCCGAGCAUAAGCAAUUUAAGCCACUAGCGUGUCUAUGGACGUUAUUGGUGAAUGAACACCAUAUCACAUGCAUGUUAGUCAACUGGUGUACGGAGUUGCUGUGCCGGCACAACGAGGAAGGUUGGUUCCCCCUCUCCCAAGGGGGGCCAAGCUAGUGAGCCCAUUCUGUCGAGGACCUAGCCAGGGGGUCGCCACCCACUCCCCAGGACCCAGGGCGGUCCCUCAGCCCAACCGAAGCGCCCCAACCAGUUACAAAUGGAGGGGCAAGGGUACCGGACCACCACCCCACACACCCAAUGGACCCCAAUUGAUUUUGCACGUUCUUGUCUUAGUUCUGGCAGCGUGCAAGUCUUCAAAGGUGGGUAGGGGGGUACCGACAAUCUUUUCAGCAGUUGACCUGCAACCGUCAGCAGUUGACCUGCAACCGUCAAGCCUACCCAGGCUAACCAGCUCCCCAAAGGAUGUGCGAAUGUAUGUGGUGUAUUAAAAAUCCGCAGGAAAAAGGCAUGGCGGGCCAGAGAGCAGGCCAGAGUGCCGGAACACCUCCCCAGCCUGACACUGCCCUCCCCCCACUGACGUGUCUAUGAUACAUUAAAACUGGAGGACUGGCAGGGCAGAGAAGGGGGCCGAACAGACCGGAGACCACCACAGAAGUACCAGUACCAGGCCAGGUGACCACCGCAUCAUGUCUAGUGCCAGCCCCCGAGGAGACUCUGAAUGAGAUGUGAAUAUGCCCAAUGUGUGAAAUAUGUACAGUGUGAAUAAUAAAAAUGUGUUGUGCGUGUGUGAAGAAAGAGGCUAGACUCCUGCGGGCCGUCCCGACCCGAUCGGCUGGAAGACCACAGAGAACCACGACCGACCACCCCCCAGCGACCAGAACAGGGCACAGAAGGCGGGCCCGUCCAAGGCAGGACGCACCAUCACCCUACCAUAGGCCCCAAGUCAGCUGGGGACCCCACAUAGCCCGAGCGAGAGAGGGGCGACGACCACGGCAGAGCGCCCCGGGGAGAGGGAAGAGGAGGACACAGGGCCAGGAUACAGCAGCACGGCCCCCAACCCGGAGACCAGGACGAGCUGUAUACAAGCAUAAUACCAUGGAUGUGACCAACUGACAGCAUAUCAUGGGCAACAGUGAGAGUGUGGUGGUGCAAAAGCGACUGUCCCGCUUCCGUCCAGAAGAUCGGCCAGUGAUUGAAGGAAUAUUUGACCGCCUUCAGGGCAAUGUUUUGGUCCCAGCGGGAGCCCAAAAGAAAGCAACAGCAGGAAACACGCUCACCUUUGAGAUGCUGCAGUCCUCCAUGUGCAUGCUGGCACCAGACUCCAUGGUAAGGAGAUCAUACCAGGGCAUGUGUAGCAUUGACUUUGGAGCAACAGCAGCUGGCAAAGUCAGUACAUCUGCCGCUUCAGGAGUGUGUCGCGAGCAAUUGGUCAUCUUUCUAGCAGACACCCUGCAGGGUACUGCAGAAGAGCGAGCUCCUCUUGUUAUGGCUAUGUCCCAGGGUGGCGCAUGCUCCAAGGUUGUCACCUAUGAGCAAGUAACAGAGUUCCUACAGGACCUUAUCUCUGCUAUAGUUCAGAUUCUGGUCUAUAAAGGACUCCUUCAGGGGUGGAAACCAGCCAAAAUGGGUGAUGGUUCUCAGUGUGUCAAACUCUUGGCAGAGCAGUUGUGUUCAGAACUAAAACCCACAGACCAGGGAGGCUAUGAUAUUGCCUGUUUGGAGGACUGGCUCUUCAGAGUACCCCAAUUAUCUUUGUACCUGGAGAUGUUGGUAACGGAGGGACUAAAUGUGCGGCCAAGUGUGCGGCCAGUCCUUCCUCUGCUCCCUGCUUGUAAGGAGACACCCUGGAAAGAUUUACAGUGUCUGUUGGAUAUUCCCACCCUCAUGUUUCUUGCACCGCAGCUGCCUGACAGAUACAGUGCUCCAUGGAGACUUGUGUUUUCCACGUUGCUGCAUGGUGAGAGCUUCACAAGAAUGGUGGCAGGCCUAACCAAUUGUGGGCCCACCUUGCUGCUCAUCAAAGACACAAAGGGAUAUGUUUUUGGUGGCUUUGCCUCCCUCAGCUGGGAAGUCAAACCUCAAUUCCAGGGUGACUCCAGAUGUUUCCUGUUCUCUGUAUUCCCCAGACUGAGAGUUCAUACAGCCACAGGUUACAACCAACACUUCAUGUACCUCAACCAGAAUCAGCAAACCAUGCCCAACGGACUGGGCAUGGGCGGUCAGCACAGUUACUUUGGGCUGUGGUUGGAUAGUGAUUUUGGACAUGGCCACAGCCGUGCACGGCCAAAGUGUACAACCUUUGGAAGCCCUCAGCUCUCGGGGGACGAGGACUUUAAUUUGGACUCAAUGGAAGUAUGGGCAGUAGGAAAACCCUCUGAGCUAGAGGAGGGUGAAGAAGGUGAGGUUAAGAGGAGUGUCUUGGACAUGGAUCCAGAGGUCCAGGUCAUGAUGGAGAUGACAAGCAAGAAACUGCACAGUCAGGGUCUUAGGGAGCCAGUUGACCAAAAACACUAAAGGUCAUCAUCAUCUGACCUUAUCUCGGCCCAUGGGGAAUCUGGUGCUGAUGCAAAUAGGAAAUUUGUCAUCAUCUACAAUAUUUUAUUUUACCAUUAACAAGUGUCAUCAAUAUAGACAGUGAUGUCACAUCUUUCCUGCCUAUUGUUGUAAUUCUUGACAUUUGUUGUUGUAAACCAGGAAAGCAAACCAUGACAGUGUUUAAGUAGCUUGUACUAAGUGGAUGUAGUAGUACCACCUAAAUAUGGUCAUACAUACGUACUUAGGCUAUGUUCACUCUACAAGUCUUAAUGCCCAAAGGUGGCAUUUAAAAAAAACAAAAAAAAAAUAUUUAAAUAGUUUCCAGGUGUCUUAAUAACAUGUCUGCUUUUGUCAAAAUACCCCAUGGAUAUAUACAUAUUUAUCCAACAUUUUUCUCUUCUUGCUAAAAUCAAGCUGUUUAAGGAGACGUUUAACAGACUGUCUGCGGGCCGGCCCUGCAAGUGAGCCAGCCCUUAUCCUGCUCCAAUAUACUGUACAGCUGGGCCAGCGGCCAGUCCAGCUAUCAUUAAAUAAGCAACCAGUGGGCUGGAUCUCACCGCGGCGUGCACGUUCCUUUCCAGACGUUUGCGCUGCAUCUGACGGCUUCCUUCUUCUCAUGAAAGCAGAACCCAGUGUGUGAGAAAACAAGCGACUGACGCAACUGACUUGUCCAAGUUACUAACUGCAGGAGACAGCACCAACUAUUAUUUUAUGCCAUGAAUAAUAUAUUAUAUUAUAUAAAAUAUAACAUCGACAUGACUCUGAUUGUAGUGAGUCACUAGAAAGCUGUGUGAACUUGAAAGCAGGAAAAAAAAAAAAACUUUCAAAAACAAUAAAAAUGCCCAACUAUGAUACAAAUAAGAAGAAAGAGCAAACAUUUGUAUUAUGGCUGUUUUUGGUGGGGUGUCUACUACCUCUGUUCAGGGGUGUAUGUUCAUUACUAUUUAUUACAUAUGAAUGUACAAAAAUCUGGAACAGAUUUUAGCAAGAAUCAUGGAAGUUGACACACAUGAUUUGCUUUGGCGGGCCACGUAAAAUGAUGUGGCGGGCCGCAUCUGGCCCCCGGGCCUUGAGUUUGACACCUGUGUUAUAGGGAGCAUUAUUGACCAAAUGAUAGCAUAUUCUGAUAAUUGCGAAAAUGUCUGAAUGAGGUUAAACACUGUUUGAAGUGAUGCCUUGGGUUCUUGUAAACAAAGAAGGAUAUCAUCUGCGUCAAGAUUGAUUUUGUGUUCUGACAUAAGAGUACAGAUACAGUACCUUGAAUAUUAGUGUUCUGACGUAUUGCGAUUGCCAGUGGUUCGAUAAAUAGUGCGAAUCGCGGGGGCGAGAGAGGACAUCCUU